GGCCGUCCUUCGUAUCCAUCCCUUGCAUGCCCUUUUAUGAAUGAAUUCUCCGUUCUACGCCUACCCUACGGACGGAAAGCACUCAUUUGAGAAAACGACCGGGACUCUCCCUCGUUUGCCAAAAUAAGGAAUCCGAGAGGGACGUAGGGAGCGAGCUCUACUCAGCAUAUCUCAGAGAGAGCGAGCAAGAGAGACAAAGAGCAUUGUGGAAUUGGCCUCCAGAUCCACGAUCAGACUAAAGCUCCAGAAGGUGGAAGAGUUGUAGAUCGAGAGUCAUGUCGAGGAGGCAGGUGAAUCCGAACGCUAGGCGCUUUGCUGAGAGCUCCACCGUGCCAUUGACGAAUGCUCUGCAUCAGAAAUCGCGGUCCUCUCCCUUGUUAUCCGUUGGUUUGAUUCUUCUGGGCGCUUUCCUUUUCAUUGGAUAUUCUUACAGCGGCUCAGGGAGUUUUAGGAGUGAAAAGGAAGCUUUGACUAGGGAUGAUGGAGAAAAUUCUUGCACAUUGGAAGUGCUGAAGGCGAUGCCUCUUCUGAAAAAGGUCUAUGGUGAUAGUAUGCGCCAUAUUCUGCACAUUGGCCCUGAUACAUGUGCAAUUGUCUCAAAAUUAUUGAAAGAAGAGGACACUGAAGCUUGGGGUGUGGAGCCAUAUGACAUGGAAGACACAGACAGCAGUUGCAAGGCCCUUGUGCGCAAGGGCAUUGUACGUGUAGCUGAUAUUAAGUUUCCUCUGCCAUACAAGGCAGAUUCAUUUUCUGUCGUGAUUGUGUCAGAUGCACUGGAUUAUCUGUCUCCAAGAUAUCUCAACAAGUCACUUCCAGAUCUUGCUAGAGUGGCGAAGGAUGGCCUGGUUCUGUUUGCUGGUUAUCCUGGCCAUCAUAGAGCUAAAGUACCUGAAGUGUCCAAAUUCGGGAGACCUGCUAAACUCCGAAGCCAAUCCUGGUGGAUUCGCUACUUCUUGCAAACUGGUUUACAAGACAAUGAAGCGAUUACCAAGAAAUUUGAGCAGGCUGCGGCGAAGAGGUCGUACAAACCGAGUUGCCAGAUUUUCCACAUCAGACCGUAAGGGCUAAUAGCGAUAGGUGAUCGGGGUUUCCACUUGCAUGAAAGAAUUUCGCAAGUUUUACAUCAAUUUUAUUUAUGCUUAUUCAUUACGUUGGAUGAGGGAUGCUGGUGGGUCGGUAAUGGAUUUUUUUUUCUUUUACUUUUUUAUUUAUAGUGCAGUAAAUAGGCUUGCAGUUGACUGGUUACUUCAGUCCAGGUGGAAAACACUAGUAUGAAUUUCCUUUGUACUCUGCCUUUGGGACGAAGGGAAGGGCUAAUUUGUGGUGUAGCCUGGUUGAGAAUGUUUUUUUGUUGAAGAGAUUGAAAUUCAUCUCCCAUGGAUAAGAUGCCUUUAAAAGUUUUAUUUACUCUAUAAUAGGCACCAGUCUUUAUGUUCA
Molecule: messenger RNA, 1437 nt
Organism: Nymphaea colorata (pocket water lily)
Lineage: Eukaryota; Viridiplantae; Streptophyta; Magnoliopsida; Nymphaeales; Nymphaeaceae
Product: probable pectin methylesterase CGR3
Exons: 7
Coding region: 276-1061 (261 amino acids)
Biological process (GO): pectin metabolic process
Molecular function (GO): methyltransferase activity
Source: RefSeq, a predicted model, not a curated record